Messenger RNA from Striga asiatica, 639 nucleotides. The record is from the annotation of a GenBank genome assembly. NCBI's taxonomy places the organism in Eukaryota, Viridiplantae, Streptophyta, Magnoliopsida, Lamiales, Orobanchaceae.
AUGCAGAAAGUGGCAGCAACAACUCCAAACGAGAAAAUAGCACCGAUCCCGUUUGAGAGAGAGCAAGAGUUUGAUAUUUGUACAGCUGCUGAAUUAUUGGAUUCAAUCAAUGAAGAUAGGAAUAGGAAUGAGAUGGGAGAAAAGAGGGCCACCAGCAAAGCAAACGGGCAAAUGGAUGAGACGUGGGCGGAUGAGAGGCACAAGGCAAACGAGAAUUGGGCAUUUUACAAGUUGUAUUACAGAAAAGUGUGCAGCUUGAUUUGGAUCAACUUUCGAAGAAAUCGGGUUGAACUUGGGGCGGUUGGGGUUGUAGUGGUGCGAUUUGGACGAGGUAUCGACGAGGCGGAAGGAGGCGUCCUCGUCGGCAGCGAGGGUGGCGAACGAGUUGUCGCCGGAGAAAUUGAAGGCGGAGUCGGAGAUAGUAAACCUGUUGAUAACAGCAUCAACAAUGACUUGAAUGGGGUUCAUAUCGGUCAACAGAUGGAUGAUCUCCAUAGCAUGCUUCACAAUCCUAACAGCCUUGAGCUUCUUCCCAUUAUUGCGUCCGUGCAUCAUGAGAGAGUUGGUCAGCCUCUCAACUAUCGGGCAUUGAGCUUUCCGGAAUCGCUUUGCUUGAUCCCCACAAUGUACAAUCUCUAA